AUGUCCACUGAGAGAACUUUCAUCGCUAUCAAACCAGACGGUGUCCAAAGGGGACUUGUUGCCCCCAUCAUUGCUCGGUUUGAGCAGAAGGGGUACAAGCUUGCCGGGAUCAAGCUCGUUCAGGCUACUCCUGAGUUGUUGGCGAAACACUACGAGGAACACGUCAACAAACCUUUCUACCCGAAGAUGGCCGCCUUCAUGUCCAGUGGUCCCAUUGUCGCGAUGUGCUGGGAGGGUAAAGACGUGGUGAAGCAAGGGAGGGUCAUCCUCGGUGCGACGAACCCGUUGCAAAGUGGGCCGGGAACAAUUAGAGGUGACUUCGGGAUCGAUCUGGGGAGGAACGUGUGCCACGGGAGUGACUCCGUGGAGAGUGCCACGAGAGAGAUCGGAUUGUGGUUCCAAGAGAACGAGUUGAUCCAAUGGACCAAGAUCGCGGACGCUUGGAUUUACGAGUAG
This is a messenger RNA of Huiozyma naganishii CBS 8797, 456 nucleotides long. RefSeq names its product nucleoside diphosphate kinase (gene YNK1). Gene Ontology annotation, molecular function: nucleoside diphosphate kinase activity. Gene Ontology annotation, biological process: UTP biosynthetic process; CTP biosynthetic process; GTP biosynthetic process. The coding region runs from base 1 to 456 and encodes 151 amino acids. The transcript has a single exon. Lineage: Eukaryota; Fungi; Ascomycota; Saccharomycetes; Saccharomycetales; Saccharomycetaceae. The record is from RefSeq and is a predicted model, not a curated record.